AUGUAUUUGCAAACCCCCAAAAGACCCAAUUUGCCAUCUACACCAAGUUAUAAAUUACCACCGUUCUCAUCGCUUUUAUCAAAAGAAUUACCACCACCAAUAAUCAAACCCAGAUUACCCUCGAUAGAUACUUUACCAACACCAAUCACCAAUUACAAGUUUAAUUCGAUAACACCUCCGGAAGAAAGCGACGUGUCCAAUGACUCGUUCAACGAUACUUUUCAAGAAUUGAAACCUAAGAUUAAGAAAAGGAAAAGUUCUAAUGAUUCAGAAAAAUCCUUCGCAUUCAUUUCUCACUCUCCAGCAACUUAUCCGCUGCAAGAACCUUCAAUUGAUAAUGCUCCUUUGGCAAGAAGGAAGAGAAGAAGAACCAGUCCUAACGAGUUAUCCAUCUUACAACAAGAAUUCGAAAAGGGAUCAACCCCCAAUAAAUUAAGAAGAAUAGAAAUCAGCAAUAAAGUUAACAUGUCAGAAAAAGCAGUGCAAAUUUGGUUUCAAAAUAAAAGACAAUCUUUAAGAAAACAAUCAAAUCACGAAAAGGAAAUCACAGAAUUACCCCCAACCCCGGAUACCUCUAAUUAUUUCCCAAUAGUUGAAUCAACCCCAACAAAACCGGCUUUUAAUUCAAGCUCUACUCCCUUUACUAAACUUGACAUUGAUCCAAUCGAUACUUCUUCUCUCAAUAAUAACUUGGUUUUAAAUAACACUAAAAAGAAACAACCAAACUCUCUCAACUCAAUCAACUCUCAGACAAUGACUUUCAAAUUGGCUCCUGCUAAAGUUGCCACUCCAAAUCUUUUAAAUAAAUUAAAAUUAGAGGAAAGAUCUCCUCUAAAAGAAAUUAACCUUAAUAAACCUAAAAAGGAUAAUGAAUGUAUAGAAAACUUAUUAUCCUUGAAAACAGACGCUAAAAGAAGCUCCAACUUAUCGGAACUUCCACUAUACCAAACCGACCUCAUCAAAGAUAUCCUCAAGGAAAUCCACGAUCUAGAUCGUGAUAUUGAGUAUCUCCAAGAACAAGAAUCAAUUCAGAAUUCAUCAUCAUCAUCCGAAGAAGAAAUUAAAAUCAACCAAUGUCAGAUCUUCGUAACCCACUUAUGCUUAAGAAGGAACAAAAGAUGCUUGCUAGCCUACCAAUACUUGAGAGCAUCUAAAAUAGAUGAGUUUUGCUGGCUAAACAUCGACCCAAUAUCAAACUUGGACUCAAAUUCAAAAUUUAAAUCUUCUACAAGCCAAAAUUUAAACUUAGAUAAUCUAAGUCAUAACGAAUUGGAAUACUUUAAAAACUAUCAGGAUCUACUCAUCGACUAUAAGUCAAAUUUCCCCGAUAUCGAUCUUUCUGGGGAUUUGGAACCUCCAACAAAUAUCUUUGUAGACGUUCGUGUUUUGAAAGAUGGCGGUGAAGUUCAAACUGAAUACGGGGUAUUCAACCUUAUUAAAGAUUCCCAAUUCUACGUUCGUAAAUCAGACGUUGAAAGAUUGAUUCAACAAGCUGGUACAAAUGGUAAAGGAUCAACGGUGGCUUAUAUCUCAUCAAUUUUAACCAACUCCAAGAUAACUAAUGGAUGCUUCAAUUCCCCCCAUUUAUUAUACUACAAUGAUUGCAUUUCAAUUAAUAAUAAAGCUUAUCCCUUACCAAAAUUCAAUAAAGUAAGCCAGUUGGUAAAUAGUGAAAAUGAAAAACAUCAAUUGAACUGUACCGAAUUCGAAAUACUAACGGCUACGGCUUUCAAAAUUUUUCAAAUUGAAAAAAUUGAGUUUGCCAUAAUUGAAGUUGGUCUAGGCGGGAGAUUGGACGCAACAAACGUGUUGACCCCUCUAAAUGGUAACGGAGUGGUUGCUACUGGUAUAACUAAGAUUGGUUUCGACCAUGAAGGGUUUUUAGGUAAUACCUUAACUGCCAUUGCUGGUGAAAAAGCCGGAAUCAUUAAAGAGCAAGUACCAGUGGUUGUUGAUUCAACAAAUCACCAGGAUGCCCUAAACGUGAUUGAAAAGAAGGCUCAUGAUUUGAAUGCAAACUUAUACUAUACUAAUAAAUCUCUACAAUUAGAUUCACUCUUGAAAAAGUCUCCUUUGAAAGGUGACUACCAAUAUCAAAAUUUAGGCAUUGCAUUGAAAAUAAUCGAUCUAAUCAAAUCCCGGUUCCAUUUACCAAUACCCUCCAAGUCUAUAGAGUUAGGCAUUUCUAAAACAAAUUGGCCCGGACGCUUGCAGUCUGUCGAAAUACCCAACAAAGAUUUGACCGUACUUAUCGAUGGUGCCCAUAACGAAAGUGCUGCAAUAGAAUUGGGUAAAUACCUUGCUAAUCUCAGAGUUGCAAAUCCUGGGAUCAUUCUUGUUGUUGCCUUGACAAAAGGUAAAUCAAUUGAAAAUCUUUUAAAACAUAUAAGUGAUAAAGAUAAUGACACCUUGAUUCCAACCGGGUUUUCGACCCCAGAUAACAUGCCUUGGGUUUCGAGUUUCCCCAUUGAUGAACUACAACAACGGGCCCAAUCCUACAUAAAUGACAUUCGUCUCGUGGAACAAGACUUGGACUCUAUCUUUAACUAUAUAUGCCAACUCAGAAAAGAUGGCGAUAACCGCGAAGUCGUCAUUUGUGGGAGUCUAUACUUAUGUUCUGAUGUUCUUAGAUAUGUAAAUUGA
Messenger RNA from Hyphopichia burtonii NRRL Y-1933, 2643 nucleotides. Its product is annotated as dihydrofolate synthase. Gene Ontology annotation, biological process: DNA replication; folic acid-containing compound biosynthetic process; regulation of DNA-templated transcription. NCBI's taxonomy places the organism in Eukaryota, Fungi, Ascomycota, Pichiomycetes, Serinales, Debaryomycetaceae. Gene Ontology annotation, cellular component: mitochondrion; cytoplasm; GINS complex. Gene Ontology annotation, molecular function: dihydrofolate synthase activity; ATP binding; DNA binding. The record is from RefSeq and is a predicted model, not a curated record. The transcript is spliced from 3 exons. The coding region runs from base 1 to 2643 and encodes 880 amino acids.